This is a messenger RNA of Lobosporangium transversale, 3933 nucleotides long. RefSeq lists its product as hypothetical. Gene Ontology annotation, cellular component: membrane. Gene Ontology annotation, biological process: intracellular potassium ion homeostasis; sodium ion export across plasma membrane; proton transmembrane transport. Bases 438 to 3812 code for a protein of 1124 amino acids. The transcript is spliced from 3 exons. Gene Ontology annotation, molecular function: ATP hydrolysis activity; P-type sodium:potassium-exchanging transporter activity; ATP binding. The record is from RefSeq and is a predicted model, not a curated record. NCBI's taxonomy places the organism in Eukaryota, Fungi, Mortierellomycota, Mortierellomycetes, Mortierellales, Mortierellaceae.
GAGAAAGCAGGGCCUUACCUGAGUGUAACUAUAUUCAGCAUAUACACCAAAGAAAUAACAUUUACCAUUCAACUUUAAAAGAAAAAAGCGCAAAAUAGACAUGUAACUAGGAUGUGUUUUAUUUUUCUGGCACUGCACUGCGACACCGAAUUUGAAUAAAUAGCCCACACCCCAAUCACUCGCAUCCUCAUCAUCGCUUAUCUUCUCUCUCCUUCUCUCUCGUUCUUCUUUUUCAUGUCACCCUAACGCUCUUUCUUUCCUCACACACUUUACGAACCAUUCAACUCUUCCCUCUCUCUCUCUCUCCCUCUCAUCUCUUCUCUUCUCCUUUCUCCCUCUCUUUUCCUCUUGUGCUUGGUGUCUUGAUCUUUUGUUCCUUUUAAGUUGACUCAAAUAACAACCAACUACUGCCUUCAAUAAUCCACAAAAAAUCAGAUAUGGCUUCAAACGAUGCCAACACCUCUUCUACUCAAGAGGCUAAACUCGAGUUUAGUGAACCCCUGAAAAUGACUAGGACCAGAACUCAGCCUGUAAAAAACAAUACCCAGAUGCCCGCUGCUACUCCAUCAUCUCACAAAGACAAGAGUAAGCAAGGAGCUAAAAAAGAAAAGUCUUUGGAUAUUACAGAGCACUUGUUCUCCAUAGAGGAUAUUGCAGCCCGUUACAGCGUCAGUGUCGAUGCACAAAAGCCAGCUAACAGCAAGGGCCUGGACUCAUCGGUGGCUGCUCAACGUUUAAUCGAAAAUGGACCUAAUCGGUUGUCUCCUCCGAAACAGAUCUCACCCUUCAUGAAGUUUAUGCAUUGCUUGACUUCUCUCUUCAACUUGCUUUUGAUCCUUGCUGGUAUCCUCAAUUAUAUCCUUCUUGCAGUUGACCCGAAGAAUAACAAAGUGAACACUUAUUUGGGUGCCAUUUUGAUCAUUGUCGCCUUCAUCAAUGCUGCUAUCGAGUUCUAUCAGGCUCAAAAGUCUGCUCAAGUCUUACAGUCAUUCUUAGAUCUCAUGCCUCAAAAAUCAUUUGUGGUCCGUGAUGGGAAAUCAAUCCAAGUCCCUGCAUCGGACCUCGUAUUGGGUGAUAUCGUCUUUGCACGAAUGGGUGAUAAAAUCCCUGCUGAUAUCAUGAUCAUCGGCUGCACAGACAUGAAGGUCGACAACUCAUCCUUGACCGGAGAAACUGAUCCUCAAGACCGUAGUCCUAUUAACGAUCAGAAGAAUCCUCUGGAAGCUCGUAAUUUGGCCUUUAACGGCUCUUUGGUGGUCAAUGGUGAAGGCUAUGGAAUGGUCAUCAGGACAGGUGAUAACACUGUGCUCGGUCAGAUUGCUGGGUUGACUUCUGGAGAGGAUUCUGGAAAAUCACCUUUAACUCGUGAAAUUGAUGACUUUGUCAAGAUUAUUGCCUCAAUUGCCAUCACGACCGCUAUUGUCUUCUUCCUCAUCGGAUAUUUCGCUGUUUACCGCAGCCAAGGAAGCUCCGGUAUCUCCAGUACUCUCAACUUUGCUAUCGGUGUCUUUGUGGCCUGGGUUCCUGAAGGUCUUCCUGCCACCGUCACCAUGUUGCUUACUAUUGCAGCAAAACGUAUGGCCACACAAAACGUCUUGGUCAAGGAUUUGACAGGAGUAGAGACUUUGGGCGCUAUCACUUUGCUCGCCACUGACAAAACUGGAACACUGACUCGCAAUCAGAUGACUGUCACCAAUAUCUGGUCUUCUCUUAAUAUGUACUCUGCUUUCCGCAGUGCCGCCAGCGCUGGAAAACCCUUCGAUGCAAGCUCGCCCGGUAUUCCUGAAGUCCUUGCGAUUGCCUCCCUCUGCUCUCGUGCAAAGUUUGAUCGUACCGAUGUCCCCAUCUCUGAGCGUCAGGUCUUGGGUGAUGCUACCGAAUCUGGCUUGACUCGUUUCGCUUCGGCCAACAUUUCCAACUUUGAUGACUUGAACGAUCUCUAUCCCAAGGUCUUUGAGGUCCCCUUCAACUCUGAAAACAAAUGGGCAAUGACUAUCCACCACAAAGAGCACACCAAUGGCAAAUUCACGCUUUUGAUGAAGGGAGCCCCUGAGCGUAUCCUGCGUCUCUGCAGCACCAUCUUGAUUAACGGAGAGGCAGUGCCUUUGACAGAGGAGCACUCGAAGGCCUAUGAUGAAAUGUAUGCACUUAUGGCCUCGAAAGGUCAUCGUGUCCUUGCCUUUGCUCAGCUGUUGCUGCCCCGUAACCAAUACCCCGAUGAUAUUGUCUUUGAGAAGGAGAAGAAGAACUAUCCUACCACUGGUCUUUGUUUUGUCGGCCUAGUCUCUCUAGAGGACCCUCCUAAGCAUGGUGUUCGUGAAGCUAUCGGUCGCUGCCGUUCUGCUGGUAUUCGUGUAAUGAUGGUGACAGGUGAUCAUCCCUUGACAGCUGAAGCAAUUGGACGCAAGAUUAAUUUGGUUUUAUCGGACACAAAAGAGAUGGUGGCCAAGAGCCGCGGCUGCUCGAUCGAUGAAGUCGGCGAUGAUGAGUACAACGCCAUUGUGAUCCAUGGAGAACAAAUUGACUCGUUGACACCUCAGGACUGGGACUUGAUCUUCUCUAAGCCAGAAAUCAUCUUUGCUCGUACAUCGCCCAAGCACAAGUUGCAGAUUGUGAAGCAUGCUCAGUCCAUGGGACACAUUGUCGGCGUCACCGGUGAUGGUGUCAACGAUUCGCCUGCUUUGAAGAAGGCGGAUUUGGGCAUUGCAAUGAACAUCUCUGGAUCCGACGUCUCCAAGGAAGCUGCUGCUAUGAUUUUGUUGGAUGAUAACUUUGCAUCCACUGUCCGUGGUAUUGAGGAAGGCCGAUUGAUCUUUACAAAUUUGAAAAAGUCAAUUCAGUACACCAUCUCUCACUCGAUGCCCGAGGUUGUUCCCAACUUGCUCUAUGUCAUUGCUUCGAUUCCCUUGCCUAUCUCGGCCAUGUUGAUCUUGGUCAUCGACCUUGGAUUCGAACUGUUGGUUUCACUCACCUUUGCCUGGGACAAGCCAGAGACAAGCACUGGUCUGAUGAAGCUGCCUCCUCGUAAGCCUGUCACGCCCGCAUCGGUUGAACGUCGCCGCCGUCUAGCCACCCGUGCUCUCCCCCCCGUCGUCGAUGCAGAGUCUGGUGAAGAGAUCAAACCUUCAUUCAUGGCCCGUUUCAAGCACGACUUUAAGGCCAUGUUCACCUCCGUCUACUGGCGUGAGAAGUUUGAGAGCACUGAAGACGAAGUCUUGGUCGACGCUGGACUUCUCUCCUGGGCUUAUCUUGAGAUCGGUAUCAUUGAGACCAUCGGUGCCUUGGUCACCUUCUUUGUGGUUUUCUACAAGGAAGGUAAUAUCACUCCUGCACAAGCUGUCCAGAUGCAAAAGGAGAAUCUAUUCUCGGCCGAAUCUCCCGAAUUUAAUCGUAAUCUGCUGGCUCAAGCACAAUCGAGUUUCUACUUAAGUAUCAUGAUCAUGCAGUUGUUCAACCGAUUUGCAUGCAUGUGCCGUUACCGAUUGCCCUUUGGAAAGUACAUGUUCACGAACGCCCGAUCAUUCUUGGGUAUCAUUGCUGGUGUCGCUCUUGGAUUCUUUAUCGUCUACACCCCUGGAGUUGAGACCGUGUUUGGAACGUCCAGAGACACAAAGUUUGUCUAUUUAUUGAUCCCUCUGGCCUUUGGUGUCUUCAUCAUCUUUUACUCGACCAUGCGUACACUUCUCCUUAGGAAGUUCAAGCCCACAGCCUUGAAUGAGGAGAUCAUUGGUUUGAACAUGGUCCCAACCAUGAAGACCAUGUUUAGCAGAACCUUCAGCAGGACAAAGUCGAUCCCCGCUAACAGGAAUUAGAAAAGUUUACUCCCUUAUCAUUUUACAUCUGUAUUGUAUAUCAUGCUUUAUUUUAUUCAAACCUCCAACCAAUAAUAAUUAAUAAACAAAGUUUUCCAUUAAAAUCAUUUUCUAUACACAG